AGUAUCAUUGAGACAUACCUUCGAUCAAUACCUAAUAGAAAAAACGAAUUAGUGAGAACUUGAGUUCUACAAUUGCGAAAAUGAGGAUCAAACACUUAUUAGCCAGUGUGACUGUUUUAGUGGUUUUAACCGCUCAUGGAGCAUCUGCUACCUACAAUGUAAGCGAAUAUUGCCAACUUGUAACACCAGGCACCAAAUUGCCCAGUCUCGAUUCGUGUCAAACCUACUACACAUGCCAAUCUGGUGGCGGUUACAUUCCCAGCGCCUGCUCAGGCACGGAAAACUUCGACAAAAACAGCCAAAGCUGCAAGGCCUCAUCCAACAGCGUAUGUAACAUUGGCCUGGACAAUCCCUGUUCCAAUGUGAAAACUGAAGGUUGGGUAACAAAUCCUAACGAUUGCACCGGAUGGAUCUACUGCAAGAAUGGUGCUACUGCUGGUAGCGGUCCCUGUCCCAACGAUCAAAUGUUCAGCUACUCCAAACAACAAUGUAUCUAUGGCAAAUGCACCAACAACAAUCAGGGUGGUGAUGUUCAGAUUGAAAACCUAUGCGAGAUUAUGCCAAACUAUGUAUACUUUGGCGAUUUCGAAGAUUGCUCCGCCUGGCACACUUGCACGCCCGAAUUGCAGAACGGCAAUUGCAAAAUUGGUUUGGUAUACAACACUAUGAGGGGCAUGUGCCUUAUUGACGAUGGAAACAUGUGCAAUCGCAUUGUUAACCCAGAUGGUCCACCCACUACCCCAUGUACUUCCACCAACUCUGGUAAAAGCGUUGGUGAUACCAUGAUCUGCUCCGUGUAUUACGUCUGUAAUGGCACUACAUGGGUUAGGAAUUCUUGUUCUACUAUUGGCCAAUAUUAUGAUGCUCCCAGUGGCACCUGUAUGAAUCGCCAAUUUGCUAUACCUGAGGGUCCAUGUAACCGUUGCCAAUAUGCCGGCGGUAAAUGGGUGAAUGCUGUAGAUUCCGAUUGCCAAGAAUACCUUACCUGUAACUCGGACGGAGGCGUUGCUGCUACAGGCUCUUGCACCACCGGCCAAUUCUUCAAUGAAGCGCGACAGGCUUGUCUUUCCAUCACCACUAAUGACUUACCCAGCUACAAGAUGAACAAUGGUGCUUGCGGCAAAGCUUCCUGCACCACCACUACUCCUGGUGAUGAUGGAACAACAGAGUCUGAUACUACUUGCGCUGAUGAUGAUGAAGAUUGCGUGGAAACCACCGAAGGCGAUGGCGAAGGCGAUGGCGAAGGCGAUGGCGAUGGCGAUGGCGAUGGCGAUGGCGAUGGCGAUGGCGAUGGCGAUGGCGAUGGCGAUGGCGAUGGCGAAGGCGAUGGCGAUGGCGAUGGCGAUGGCGAUGGCGAUGGCGAUGGAGAUGGAGAUGAAUGAAUCUUCUGAAACCGCACCCAUCGGUAAUAAGUAAUAAAAUUAAAAAGUAUUCUCACCUCUUUGGGAGAUUAAUUAAAAAGUAUCAUUUAAUAAAAAAAAAAACAUUAAAUAAAUAUUUGUACAAUGUUUCUGCAUUAACAAAAAAUCACAUUUUAAAUUUCCGAAUCCAAAUCAUCCUAUUAUCAAUAAAAAUCGAAAAAACACAGUA
Molecule: messenger RNA, 1590 nt
Organism: Stomoxys calcitrans (stable fly)
Lineage: Eukaryota; Metazoa; Arthropoda; Insecta; Diptera; Muscidae
Product: peritrophin-48
Exons: 3
Coding region: 81-1382 (433 amino acids)
Cellular component (GO): extracellular region
Molecular function (GO): chitin binding
Source: RefSeq, a predicted model, not a curated record